Messenger RNA from Cherax quadricarinatus, 6202 nucleotides. The record is from RefSeq and is a predicted model, not a curated record. Lineage: Eukaryota; Metazoa; Arthropoda; Malacostraca; Decapoda; Parastacidae.
AUUUUGGAGUUUCCAGACAUAAUGGAGAGAUGUAGUGCUUACGGAUCUCACAUAGAAUGUAAACAAACCAGGUGGGGCGCGGUGACCAUAUUAGAAAGUCAGGUGGGGGGAGCCGUAUAGCGAGUUUUGGUUAUACAUACAGUGGACCCCCGGUUAACGUUAUUUUUUCACUCCAGAAGUAUGUUAAGGUGCCAGUACUGACCGAAUUUGCUCCCAUAAGGAAUAUUGUGAAGUAGAUUAGUCCAUUUCAAACCCCCAAACAUACACGUACAAACGCACUUACAUAAAUACACUUACAUAAUUGGUCGCUUUCGGAGGUGAUCGUUAUGCGGGGGUCCACUGUAAUUUGAAAUGUCCGUAUUAGCGGAACACCGCAAAGCAAAAUGCCGUAAAGCGGGGCCCUACUGUACUAUCAGUGUACAUGUAUUAUACUUUGUUUUUUAAUGCCAAGUUCUAUUGCUAACUUAAUAUACGUUAGUGUAAACUUGUUAUCUAGUAUUUCUAUGGAUUUAUAAGUAGAAAAAAAGGAUGUUCCACUUUACUGUGAUUCACGCUUUACGGCGGUAUCCUGGAACCUAAAGUGGGGCCAUACUGUAUGGGAUUUUUCAUGUAUGAUAGAAAAUAUGUAGUGUAAAAGUAUGUAGUGCCAUGGAAAAUAAACCUUACUAUAUUUUACUUAGUAAGUAAAAUUGAUCUUUUUUUUCUCUCUCUGCUACAAUCUUCAUGGGUGUUGCUUUGAUGCUGAUAAAAAGGCUCUUAAUUAAAAGAAUCGCAGCUACUUCCUCUGUCUUUGACUAACACUUUUAUAUGCAGUAAUCGUACUUGCAGAUUAAUGUGUUUUAGUAGAGAAUACAACACUAACCACACAGAUGCCAGUACAUGCCACUUUGCUCCACAAAUAUACAGUAAAAACCCCAGUUAACAGGCUUUAAAUGAAAUAACAUUGUGGACUGAAGAACAAAAGGGAAAAAUAUGGUUAGGUUCUUGAUGCCUCGAUACAAGCCAAACUAAUUUUCUAUUUCAUAAAACAUCAAAAAUAAUAUAGUUUUCAUAUCUUACAUCUUAUUUGUUGUUGUUUGUCGAUAUGCUAGUGUGUGGUGUGUGUUGAUGUGGCCCUGUAAAAUACUUGUAUAAAUGCGGUAGGAAUUAUCACCUAUUAUCACCUGUACCAUCACCAUCAGUUGUUGCCAGCUUGUCAACAUAGGUAAAACAAAUGCCACUUUUCAUUACUAAAUUGCACCUGACAUAUAGGAACUCGCUACCCCUAUAUGUAAGCAACACAUUCUUUAAAGUGAAUGUGUUUGAGAAAGUAAUAAUCAAUAAAACUGCAAGAGUAUUGUAAUGGUAUGGGAAUUGUUGAUGUUGGUUUAUAGGGUCACCACAGCUUAUGCCAUAUUGAGUCCUGUUUCCUGGAAGUCAGGGAAAAAAUCGUUGCCCAAAUCUGGGUGAAAAUUAGAAAGAAAUGAAAGUUUCCUCUGGCAACAAAACAUGAAUGGGAACAUGUAUGAGACCUCUGUAUCAAAUGUAUCUUUUUGGAAAAUAAAUUAUUAUUAUUAAUAGUAGUAGUCAGGUGGACCCCCUUACCUCAACCCCUGGAGAGUCAGAUUCUCACACACCCCACCUGAGUUGAUUGGUUUAUCUCAGGUCACAGAAAUCCCCGAAUGUUUUUAUUGAUGCACAACAGUCAAAAUUAUCCAUUUAGUACACCAAUGUCUUGUUAAUAACUUUUCCCAUUAUAAUCAAUCACCAAUAUAUUAGAAAAUUGUAGAAAUGUAGCUGGAAUAAGGCACAUGGCUGUUAGAGGUAGGGAGUGUGUAAUUAUAGCCUUCGUGUUUAUUUUUGAAAACUUUUUAAUGUGCUUGACGAGUCGUUUUCCUGCCCACUUUGGACUUUUGUGCAAUGUAUAAAUUGGCGUUUUUUUGGAAAGGCGCUCAUUGACCAUGUAUUUAUUGGGUCACUGCUGUAGAGAGUAGCUUAUGUGGGGGACAGUGGCUGGCAUUACUUAACUUUUUCAAAGCACUUGCAUUCUAAAUGCAGUUUAACAUUAAAAUAUGUGCAAAAUAACCACAGAGGGAAUUGAAUGAUGGCUCUAGGCCUUUUGCAUUGCAGUCAACACAUCAGGAGCUUGCAGUGUUGCAGAAAUGAGUAGGAAGUCCAGGCAGAUUUGUUCAGGUAAUCGACCCUCCAUAAUCUGUAGAGAGUUUUUCCUGAAUGAAUCUGUCCGGACUUCCUACUCAUUUCAGUAACAUUGCAAGCUCCUGAUAUGUUUAUUGCAACAUGAAAGACCUAGAGCUAUCAUUCAACUCCCCCUGUGGUUAUUUUGUCACUCAAUUCACGUUUAUUGUAUUAUUAAAAUGUGUGUUAAGGCAAUUGAUGUAUCAUUCUUUUUUUUUUUUCUAGACAAGUGAACAAACACUAUUUUUUUAUUUCGCAGGGGAAGCGAAAUAUGGCACACGGUUACCAAGUAGGAAGAGCAAAGAGGCGUGGAAGAUGUAGGAUAUGCCCCAGGAAGGAUGAUAAAAAAACUGAUACACAGUGUUCCUUAUGCACUAAAUGAGCGGACGCAAGAAGUAUAACCAGUAUGACAAGAGGACAUUACUGGAGGCCCUGGAAGCUGUGUGCGAGGGAAGGAUGAGCCAGCGACAGGCAGCCAGGGAGUACGGCGUCCCUCUCACUACCCUUCAUGACAGACUCACCAGCCAUAAUGACAAGGCUUUUAUUUCCAAAUUCAGUGUCUUCACUAGCCAACAAGAGCAACACAUUGUCGACUGCUUCAAGCAGUGGGCCGAGGUGGGCUUCUUACGAACCAGAUCAGAUGUGCAGGAAGUCAUGCAUGAGCUCCUCCGCAAGCAACGGGCCCAGGGCAAGAAUAAUCCAUUUAAGGAUGACCGCCCUGGACGCAUGUGGUACCAAACCUUCUUCAGACGCCAUCCUCACAUCCAACUCAGUUCCCCAGAUGACCUCCUUGCUUAUGAAUUGGGAGUCACACAACGCAAAAUGCUUCUCUGGAGAGAAAAUUUAGAUGCCUUUUGUACAAGCCAAGGCUUUACGGAUGCCUUCACUAAUCCUAGUCGGAUAUUCACCGCUGAUGAGACAACUUUUUUUAUGUAUUCAGGGGCUGGUAUUGUACAUGCUCCACACUGUCCUAAAAACAUCCUUGACCGUGUCAGAGGGGAUAAUGAUUCCGUUACGGUUUUUGUGAGUGUGUGUGCUGAUGGGCGUACACUGCCUGGAGCAAUCAUCUCUCCUUCAGGUUGUCCUUUCAAAUGCAACGGCUCCAGCAUGCUCCAGGAUUGGUUGUUGAAGGAGUCUGAGCACGGGUACAUGACUGCAGAUAUCUUCCAGAAGUACUUGAGCCAGGUGUUCAUGCCCUGGAUCGAGAGAGCAGGUGUGGAGACUCCCGUGUGGCUCUUCCUAGACAGCCGCUGCUCCUACCUCUCCCCGGAGGUGUGGGAGUUCUGCCAUCAUCAUCGUGUCAUACUUUAUGCUCUUCUGCAGAAUUCUCCACAGCUGCUGCAGCCAACAGCUGCUGCCGUCUUCAAGCCUCUUGAGGCUUCAAUGAUGCACAUAAUGCAAGAAUGCAAACAGAAUGGAAGUAAUGUGAUAACUCAGGACUCUUUCAUCACCAUGCUAGAAAGACUAUUAGCCAAAUUGGAACAGCCUAAGGCUGUUAAAGAAGCCUUUAAGAAGAGUGGAUUAUAUCCCUUCCAGACCCCAGAGCUAACAGUGUAGCUCCUCCAGAUCACAAUUACUGGAGAAACACAAUUCUUCAUGUCGCAUUUAUUAUGCCUGAGUGUGGUGUAAGGAUAAGGUGCAGAAAUGCCACCAUACAGAUCCUUCUUUGUGUCCAUAUGAAACCAUGUUUACACAGUUUGCUAAGUUUAUUAUUGUACAACCUCAGUUUACCUUAACAGUGACAUAUUUGUAUACCCAAAUUUUGAAAGGAAUUAGAGCCAACAAGAAUUUGUUAGUGUAAAAUACAUAUACAUGUAUACUGUUGUAUAUACAGUAGAUCAUUAAGUGUCCAGUGACAGUGAAAUCUUUAUUACAGUAAGGUACAAUAAACACUUGAUACAGCAAUACAGUCAUGCAUAGGUAAUAUUUUGGUCAACAAUGGACUGCACAUACAAUGGUGGUGUAAACAAACAUACUGCACUGCCAGUCGUAUAAAAGUAUAGCAUGUAUAAUGAUGUAUGGUGCUAAAAUACUUUUUAACAAUAAUAAACAACUGUGUUACUGGUUUAUGUAUUUACCAUACUGUACUGUUUAUCGUUAUUCUAGAAUGUACUCUUUCUACUUAUAAAAAAAAAGUUUACUGUAAAACAGUUUGGGGUGUUACACUGGCAGCAGCCUCAUACAUCUUGUGUUAACCGCCUCUUUUGAUAACACCAUUUUUCCUUUGUGUUUGAUUUAAUCUUGUGUUGCUGUAUUCACGGCCCCUAAAGUUUGUAGCCGAGAAGCAAUGGGCUAUACCAUAUAGCCUAAGUGUGGAGUAGGCUAUACCAUCUAGGUUUUUGUAAGUACAUUUGCACAACAAUGAAAUCACUUCAUUAAGCGACGCAUGACUGUAAUUGAUGUACAUAUUUAAUCAAGUAUUUUGGGCAGCCUUAAAAUUAAUUUAAACCUACUGAGGAAGGUCGCUAUGGAUUAUCAUGAACAUUGGAUAAUCAUGUCAUUUAUUUAUUGUCUUUUAUGACCUUUUAUGCAUUAUCUGUUUAGGUACCAUGGAAUGAUGAAAGCCAAAUUGGCAGUCGACAGAAAAUCAAUGAUCUGUAUUACAUCUCUGUGUCUUAUCUAAUGCCAUAGAGAUUAUAUCUUAUUAAAGGAUGGGAAGGAGUGUCAAAAACAAAUGAAAAUAUGUUAAUCUUUGCAGAAUAUGUUGUGCAGAGAUAAGAGUUAAAAUAUUUAUUGACUGGAUAUUCAAGGGAACUGUUUUUAAAAAUAGUUUUGGCAUUAUUCUUGACACUAAAUGUAACAAUGGUGGUAUUGUCUCACUGGUUUUAAACAACUCUGCGUGAUGAUAUUAUUGUGCAUUGAGGUAUAGUCAGUGAGUUGAGUGGUAAAUUACAGCACUAUUAUGGCUUGGUGUAGUGUGUACACACUACUGUAAUACUUAAACUCCAAUCAGAGUCAUAUACUCCUUGAAUUUAUUUUUUUUUUUUUUGGUAGCGAUAGCUAAAAAAAAUGUUUAGAACUUAAAUAUUGCCAGUGAUGGUGAUGUUCUGAACUCAGGAAAUGAAAACAAGCAGUGACUGAGAUAUAUAGUGCAAAUCUGUGUUGAACCUGUUGCACUGCAGCAAUCUUACAAUAACACUGUGUUGCACUGCAGCAAUCUUACAAUAACACUGUGUUGCACUGCAGCAAUCUUACAAUAACACUGUGUUGCACUGCAACAAUCUUACAGUAACACUGUGUUGACCCUGGUGUACUGCAACAAUCUUACAGUAACACUGUGUUGACCCUGGUGCACUGCAACAAUCUUACAGUAACACUGUGUUGACCCUGGUGCACUGCAACAAUCUUACAGUAACACUGUGUUGACCCUGGUGUACUGCAACAAUCUUACAGUAACACUGUGUUGACCCUGGUGUACUGCAACAAUCUUACAGUAACACUGUGUUGACCCUGGUGUACUGCAACAAUCUUACAGUAACACUGUGUUGACCUUGGUGUACUGCAACAAUCUUACAGUAACAAUGUGUUGACCUUGGUGUACUGCAACAAUCUUACAGUAACACUGUGUUGACCCUGGUGUACUGCAACAAUCUUACAGUAACACUGUGUUGACCCUGGUGUACUGCAACAAUCUUACAGUAACACUGUGUUGACCUUGGUGUACUGCAACAAUCUUACAGUAACACUGUGUUGACCUUGGUGUACUGCAACAAUCUUACAGUAACACUGUGUUGACCCCAGUGCACUGCAACAAUCUUACAGUAACACUGUGUUCAUUACACAACCAAUUACACAAAAAAAUAAUUUGCCAAAUACAUUCUCAUAUUUAAAGUCUGUUUACUGUAUACUUAGCAUGUAUUUUUUUGGGUGACUUAUUUAUCGCCCAUACAGUACUGUAUAUUGUAUGUUAUCAAGACAUUUGUGUAUUACUGUUUGAUUUCUUGGGAAAAAGAAAUAUAUAAGAGGAAAGUAACUUACCCAGUUUGUUGUGUAUUUAUCUUGACUAUAAUAAAUUAUAUGAAUAGUU